GACUCCCUUUGCACAGGCAUGGAGCGGGGCAGCGCGGCGGUCGGCAGCGGGGCGGCCCCGGCGCGGAGCGAGGAGCACGAGGAGCACGAGGGCUGCGCGGGCCUGUGGGAGCUGCCGGUGGAGCGCUGCGAGAGGCGGCCGGAGUGCGGGCGCUGCAGCCGUCCUCAGAAGGUGUGUUUAUGUCCAUUCCUGCCAAUACAUCCGCUAAAGGUCUCCACCUGCUUGUAUAUAAUUCAGCAUCCAGCAGAGGAAAGUCGAGUGUUAAGAACGGUUCCUUUGCUAGCAGCUUGUCUCCCUCCAGACAAAUGUAAAAUUUUGGUUGGUCGACGUUUUAGUGAAGACAGGUAUCCUGAAUUAGCAGCUGUGUGCAGAAAUCCCAAUACUCUAAUUUUGUAUCCGGGAGCUGAAGCUACCAAUUUGGAAGAAGUUGCUGUGAAGUCUUCUAGACCAUCUGUUAUGAUCAUCAUUGAUGGAACGUGGAGUCAGGCUAAAGAUAUAUUUUAUAAAAAUCCUCUCUUCCGACUUCCCAAGCAGGUGCAGUUGAAAACCAACAUUUCAAGUCAAUACGUAAUUCGUACACAGCCAACAAACACCUGUCUGUCUACACUUGAAUGUGCAGCGGUUGCUCUUACUAUCAUGGAAAAAAAUAAUAGUAUACAAGAGACUAUACUCCGUCCACUUCAAGCUUUAUGCUCUUUCCAGCUUCAGCAUGGUGCCCAGAUCCAUCACAGCAAGGAACAUCUUCUCAAAAAUGGCUUAUAUGACAAGCCAAUGCCAAAGAAUAAGCGCAAACUCAGAAGAAUGGAGCUUUUGUUGAAUAACGUUAAAAUAUAAGAAAACUGUACUGACAGUACAGUGGGAUUUAUUUGCAGCUAGCAAAUAAAUAUGAAUCUGGAUUUGAUCCAAAUGGUUGACUGUACUGUAAUAAAACAACUUUUAGGCCCUUCAUGGGCAAGAGUUUAUCUACCAAUGUGACAAACAGUAACGGACAAGCUUUUUCAUUUUCGCAGUAGGCCAGGUGCCUUUGUUCAGAUGAUAGAAGAACGUUCUCAUUUCCUAUAGAAGAGAAGAAGAAAACUCUGAGCAUAAUUUAGAGUUCUUUUAUCUCUUGAGUGACAAGUAUGUUCUUCAAUAUGACUGGAUAAAUUUACUUUGGAGAAGCUUUUGUCAGUACAAAAAGACAAGGAAUAUGAAUGUAACGGAAUGGCAAGGCUUCAGCAUUUAGAAGUAUAUUGAAUUUCUGCUGAGCAUUUUAACUUCAGUAUCUAAUUACACUAGGUUUUCAAACUGUAAUUCCUUAUAUUACUUAGUUCAGAUGAACAUAAGGCAUGCUAUUUGUACAGUUCUUUUUAACUUUGAGAUUUUUAUCUCUUACGAUAUUAGAAUUCCUUUUUGUAAAAUUAUAUACAUUUUACAAUGCAGUCGAGUUUAGUUUCUCUCUCAGACUUAAUUUUUAUAUUAAGCCCACAUACGUUUUUACCAGAAUCUGAACACUUCUGACUUUAAAAAAAAAAGGUGAAUGUAAAGAAAUUCAUUUUGGAAUUAUAACUCAGGUGCUUCACUUUUACUUAAGCAAAACCCACUCUUCUGCAGAAGGGGACGUUUUAUGGAUAUGGAUAUGUCAUACCCAUACCCUGACAUACAAUCAUUAUGAUACUAAAGGAAUUAAACAAGCCAAGUGUAAACAGCCCCGUAAGAAGUAUGAUGCAAUGACAAAUAAUUAUGUCCAGAUACAGCUACUAAUGUGAUUGCAGAUCCAUUACAUUUACAUGUGGUCUUUAAUUAGUUCUUCUCUUCUAACAGUGAUUUAACUGUACCUCUUUCUAAUGGGAAUUGCUAGAAGCAGAAGAAUUGGGUAUUUUUACAAGCUUUGUGAAGUAAUAUUUUAUGAUCUGGAGAAAAAAGUGAAAUAAAGGUUUUGAUGUUACUUUCUUCAUAAAUGCCUCCUUGAUGAAGCAGAUUAAAAUGCUUAAUGUUUGUCUUUACUAUCAGUUCCACUCUAGGUAAGAACAUGGAGCUAAUUGGGUACUAAUUUGUCUUAGAAAAAGAUAUUUUGUGUUUAAUUUAUGAGCUGCAAGGCAAGAAACUACAGAAGGAGGGGUGUAAACACAGCUAACCAAUAUAUUAACUGAAAGCAUUUCUGCAAUUAACUAGAGAGGUCAAAAUUAGGUCAGAGAUUAGCAAAGAAGUUUUAGUUAACCCUGAGCUAAUAGUGACCUUUUGUUUAGGCACGGAUUAACAAUUUAAUUUGUCUGGCUAUGUUAGCUAUGUUUUCUUCUCCUGCUGUAGAUAAAAUCCUGUAUCUGUCACUAAAUUCAGCAAACCUGAAUUAGUUUUGACAAAUCUGAAGCAAAACGGUCUCAUGUGAUUAAUGAUAGUGUAGAUGCACUUUAGUUCACAUUGGAACAGAGAAAGGGCAUGUUUAUUCCUGUAGCGAGGCACAGCGCAGCAAUCUCCAGGCUGGCUCGGGGUCUGAAGUUGCAGUCUUGUGCAACUUGCGUGUGCAGCCUUGUGUGUGACGCUGCCUCCAGUUCUGGGGUUGGCAUGGCUCCUGUUGGGCUGGGAAUUUGUGUCCUCUGUGCUCCGGGACAUGGUCCAAGCUUUCCUUAAGGAAACAAGGGUAUCAGUUAGGCUUUACUGUUAAUGCUGUAUUUACAUAUAUGGACGAUGUUCACAUUUAAUGUUGUGUAUGUUAAUUUAGUUUACCUUAUUUUAGAUUCAUCUACAACAGUAGUGUAUCUUUCGACCAACAUUGUGAAGAUUAUUUUCCUAGACAGAAGGCUAAAUGCGUCUUUUCAUAAAAUGUGAGUUUAUAUUAUGGAGAACAGGAAGAAAUUUGUAUUACAGUCUGGGAUUCACAGACAUCUGCAAAAUGCCUUAGAAUUACAGGAUCAGAGAAAUAGUUGUCUUAAUUGAGUUAUAAUCCUACAUUAAAUACUCUUGUGCAUGCAAUCUGUGCAGAGUUUUCAUGUUUUUCAGCAAAGGACAAAUUCCAUACAGCUUACAAUAAGCACUUUUUAGUUUUGUUGAUUCCUCUUGUUCUUCUAAUUUUGCUCCUGUGGUUAACAGGAUUUGUAGGAUCUAAUGCUGGAUGCAUGGAAGCCUUUAACUGCUAAUUUCCUGUGUUGUAUAGUACUGGAUCAAUCACUAUGCAGCAGUUGCUGAAGAAAUGAAAAACAAUUCAUUGCAAACCUCCAGGCAUUUUAUUUUUUGAGUUUUUUGUGUGUCCCAUCUCUGCUAUAAUAUAGUGAUCAUUUAGAUGCAACACAGCAGUCGUAUGAAGUUCAAUUUCAGAUUCGUUCAAAGCUAUUAAACACAAAAUACAAUACUUUUUUUUUUAUUUUUACUUUUUUUUGGUGGAACUUGCCUGGCUUUAAAUGCAUACGAAGUGUAAGAGGAAAAGUUUAGAAAGUUUCUUUUCAGAUGUUUUGGAUUCAGAAUUUACCUCUAAAUACAUUACCUCGAAGAAAUAGGUACUCCAAAAUCCAAACUCUUUUGACGAAAGUUGCGUGUGAUGAAGUAGCGCUCUUUGCAAGCAAUUUCAUUAGAAUGAGUUUAAUUUGCAAUUUUAUUUUUUGCUGUAAUGGUCGAUCUGUUUCUUUUUUCACUUACCAAAAGAUUAAUGAGUCAAACCCAUCAGUUUAACAAGAUAUUGAUUAAAAAGAAUGUGUUGCUUCUUAUGUUUGGUUCUUUGUCCUUGUCCACUUUGUACUUUGAGAUGUUGCUACCAAAAUGAAAUCUGCCUUCUGUGUGCCACUAUGUCAUGCUUUAGGGAACUGGUGACAUGGAUAGUAGGCUUUUGAACACAUGUAAAAAUUUUACAAAGUUGGGCAUUGUUAAGUCUCCGUAUUUUCAUAAUCUGUAAGACAAAGUUUAAGAAAAAAGAGAAAGCUGGAAAUCUUUCAAAACCAGAA
Molecule: messenger RNA, 3914 nt
Organism: Grus americana (Whooping crane)
Lineage: Eukaryota; Metazoa; Chordata; Aves; Gruiformes; Gruidae
Gene: DTWD2
Product: DTW domain containing 2
Exons: 6
Coding region: 19-834 (271 amino acids)
Source: RefSeq, a predicted model, not a curated record